Molecule: messenger RNA, 4368 nt
Organism: Coturnix japonica (Japanese quail)
Lineage: Eukaryota; Metazoa; Chordata; Aves; Galliformes; Phasianidae
Source: RefSeq, a predicted model, not a curated record
UUAAGAACUGAGAGAGAAAGAGAACAGAAGAGAGAGCACGUUUCAGUCUCCCAGUUUUAUUCUCUUUAUGAAACGCUUGUUUGAUUUAUGCAUUUAUUUAAAGUGAUUGGAAGUUUGGCAAUAACUUCUCCCCAGCGUUGGCUUCUCUUCCAUCAAAACUAUUACUGUAAACUAACUGGGAGCAGGGACUAACGGUGUUCGUUUGACCAUGGAGAGCGCCCUGACAGCCCGCGACCGCGUUGGGGUGCAGGAUUUUGUCCUGCUGGAGAACUUCACCAGUGAAGCAGCAUUCAUUGAAAACCUACGGAAGCGCUUCAAGGAGAACCUGAUCUACACAUACAUUGGCUCGGUUCUGGUGUCUGUUAACCCAUACAAGGAACUGGAAAUCUACAGUAAACAGAACAUGGAGCGAUACCGUGGUGUCAGCUUCUAUGAAGUUUCUCCCCACCUCUACGCUAUCGCAGACAAUUCGUAUCGCUCUCUGCGCACGGAGAGGAAGGAUCAAUGUAUUCUGAUAUCUGGAGAGAGCGGGGCUGGCAAAACAGAGGCCACCAAGAAGAUCCUGCAGUACUACGCCGUGACCUGUCCAGCCAGUCAACAGGUUGAAACAGUGAAGGACCGUCUGCUGCAAUCCAACCCUGUCCUGGAGGCCUUUGGAAAUGCGAAAACCCUUCGGAAUGAUAACUCCAGCCGAUUUGGGAAAUACAUGGAUGUGCAGUUUGAUUACAGAGGGGCUCCUGUUGGGGGUCACAUCUUGAACUACCUCCUGGAAAAGUCUCGAGUUGUGCAUCAAAAUCACGGGGAGAGGAACUUCCACAUUUUCUACCAGCUGCUGGAAGGAGGGGAAGAGGACUUGUUGCGAAGGCUGGGCCUUGAAAAGAACCCACAACAGUAUCAUUAUUUAGUAAAAGGUCACUGUGCAAGAGUCAGCUCCAUAAAUGAUAAAAACGAUUGGAAGGUUGUGCGAAGAGCUUUGUCCAUCAUAAGCUUCAAUGACAACGAGGUGGAGGAUUUGCUGAGCGUUGUAGCCAGUGUUCUGCAUCUGGGGAACGUGCAGUUUGCUGCUGACGAGCAAGGAAACGCUCAGGUCACUACAGAGAACCAGAUUAAAUACCUGGCACGGCUUCUGGCAGUUGAGGGCUCUGUUCUGCGAGAUGCACUGAUCCACAAGAAGAUCAUAGCAAAAGGGGAAGAGUUAAUCAGCCCUCUGAACCUGGAGCAGGCAGCCUAUGCAAGGGACGCACUCGCUAAAGCAAUAUAUGGACGCACUUUCUCCUGGCUGGUGAACAAAGUUAACAAAUCUCUUGCUUACAAGGAAGGAGAGUUUCCGGGCUGGAGAAGCACGACAGUUCUAGGAUUGCUUGAUAUUUAUGGGUUUGAGGUUUUCCAGCACAACAGCUUUGAGCAGUUCUGCAUUAAUUAUUGUAACGAGAAGCUGCAGCAGCUCUUCAUAGAGCUCACGUUAAAGUCAGAACAAGAGGAAUAUGAGUCCGAAGGAAUUGCGUGGGAACCGGUUCAGUAUUUCAAUAACAAAAUCAUUUGUGAUUUGGUGGAAGAGAAAUUCAAAGGCAUCAUUUCUAUUUUGGAUGAAGAAUGUCUGAGACCUGGGGAUGCCACAGAUACAACAUUCUUGGAGAAACUGGAGGAAACUGUGAAGAACCACCCUCAUUUUCUCACGCACAAACUUGCUGACCAAAAAACUCGCAAGUCGCUGGGGAGGGAGGAGUUCAGGCUUUUGCACUAUGCUGGAGAGGUCACCUACAGCGUUGCAGGUUUUCUAGAUAAAAACAAUGACCUUCUCUUUCGGAACCUGAAGGAGACCAUGUGCAACUCUGAGAAUCCCAUCAUAAAUCAGUGUUUCGACAGGACGGAGCUGACGGACAAGAAGAGACCUGAAACGGCAGCAACUCAGUUUAAAAACAGCCUCUCUAAACUCAUGGAAAUCCUGAUGUCCAAAGAACCCUCCUACAUCCGUUGCAUUAAACCUAAUGAUGCUAAGCAGGCUGAUCGAUUUGAUGAAGUUCUAGUCCGACACCAAGUGAAAUACCUGGGGCUGAUGGAGAACCUCAGAGUGCGCAGAGCUGGGUUUGCGUAUCGAAGGAAAUACGAAGUUUUCCUGCAGAGAUAUAAAUCGCUUUGUCCAGAAACGUGGCCUACGUGGGAUGGACGGCCCCAUGACGGAGUGGCUGUGCUGGUGAAACAUCUUGGCUACAAACAGGAAGAAUACAAAAUGGGACGAACAAAGAUUUUUAUCCGCUUUCCCAAGACUUUGUUUGCAACGGAAGAUGCUCUGGAAGUGAGGAAGCAGAGCCUGGCAACAAAAAUGCAGGCCACGUGGAGAGGUUUCUACCGUCGGAAGAAAUUCCUGCACAUGAAACACUCAGCAAUAACCAUCCAGUCCUGGUGGCGAGGAACCAUGGGCCGCAGAAAAGCUGCCAAGAGGAAAUGGGCAGUACAGACUAUCAGAAGGUUUAUUAAGGGCUUUAUUUACCGGAAUCACCCUCGCUGCCCAGAGAAUGAGUAUUUCCUGGAUUACAUCCGCUUCUCCUUCCUGAUGAACCUCAAACGUAACCUGCCAAAGAACGUCUUGGACAAAUCAUGGCCAACCCCUCCUCCAUCGCUCUGUGAGGCAUCCCAGCUCCUGCGCCAGUUGUGCAUGCAGAACAUGGUCUGGACCUACUGCAAGAGAAUCAGCCCAGAGUGGAAGCAGCAGUUGGAACAGAAAGUAAUUGCCAGUGAGAUUUUUAAGGGUAAAAAAGACAAUUACCCUCAGAGCGUUCCUCGACUCUUCAUCAACACGCGACUUGGUAAUGAAGAGAUAAAUGCUAAAGUCCUCCAGGCCUUAGAAAGUGAAGCAAUUAAGUAUGCAGUUCCUGUGAUCAAAUAUGACCGGAAAGGAUACAAAGCAAGAUCACGGCAGCUGCUGCUCACCCAGAACGCAGUCAUCAUUGUUGAAGACUCCAAAAUCAAACAACGGAUUGACUACGCCAAUCUGACAGGCAUCUCCGUCAGCAGCCUGAGCGACAACUUGUUUGUGCUGCACGUGCACUGUGAGGACAACAAACAGAAGGGCGACGUUGUACUUCAAAGCGACCACGUGAUAGAGACACUGACAAAGACAGCCAUGAGGGCAGACAAAGUGAAUAACAUCAACAUCAACCAGGGCAGCAUAAAAUUCACAGUCGGUCAAGGCAAGGAAGGAGUCAUCGAUUUUAUAUCAGGCUCAGAACUGCUCAUAGCCAAAGCCAAGAACGGCCAUUUAACAGUGAGCAGAGCAGCCCUACAAGAUCCCAGGCCUUCAGCUCCUCACAUCAGACUCUACAGUGACAUGUUUCCCUUCCUCCACUCAACUGAACAGGAAGAAUCAUCCUAUAGGGGCAAGCAAGAGAAACACCAACAGUGCUCUGUGCAUAGAGAUGGAAGAAAACCUGACCAAGUGGUGUGGAACAGCUCCGAGUCCUCCCAAGGCAUCCAGGCUCACCUGUAAGUCUCAACUUAUCUCACAAGGAAAACAGCUGUUAUUCCUCUCUCUCUCUCUCUUCCUCCCUGUCCCAAAUGUUCCUAUUCAAAGCAACAGAAGAAAAUUAUUCUUGCUGAAGUAAUAGAAAAGAAAGUCAUAGUAAUAUUUGGCAUUUUUAAUUUAGGUUUGUUUUAUUUAAGUUUAAUGUUAAUUCCAUGCUGUGUUUCAGUAAGAACAAUACAGAUUCUGUAUCUGUGGCUCCAGUCAGAUAUCCAGUAGUACAAAUUAGCUUCAAGUUACACAUACUGAACAAAAGAGGUUGAGCGAGCGAAGGGAGAUGGGGAGGGGGGGGCAGGGGGGGGAAGAAAAGAAAACAUAUUGAACACGCAUGCAGGCUUAUCAAUGCCACCUUCAAUGCUAACCUGCUUGGAGGAAAAGUAAAGAACAGGCAAGAAUGAGCAGCCACGGAUUGUUGAACUGUUACCAGCACCGUGUUUUUCAGCCGCAUCUCAGCAGUUUGGAAGGUUUGUUUUCCUUAUUUCUUUUUGUUAUUACGGUAACCCCGCUCCAAUAGACGUCCCAAUGCAACCUGGGACUCCAAGCUACACAUCCAAUUAAGAUUAAACAUUGGUAUAAAACUCCGUUUGAACGAUUAGAAAAAGAAAGAAAAAUGCCACCAACGCGCUACCUUGGGACAAGGAACCUCCCCUAAAUAAUAACAGCCUCCAGGUGUCACUUCCACUUCUAAUGGCCGCCACUGCGGCUGGCAGGAGACAACACAGUAAUGCUGAACGAGCCUUGAUGCAAGUCCUGUUAGUGUCUUAAGGAAACUAAAAGCUGGCACCAGUAAAAUCCACAGAAAUUCACUCUUGCCUUUAAGAACUUUUAAACUGUGUAAAAAAAUAAAC